AAAAUAGUAGAGCUGUCACCUUUGACUCUGACGUGAAUCAUCAGAGAAGAUUUUUUUCAUGUAGUACAAUAUGAGAUGCUCCUGGUCUAUCAAACUUUGCUGGUUUUACUUUUUCCCUAUAGUUAUACCCUGGCUACUAAUAAUACUCUCAGACCGAAAUUCAACCCUUACUGCUCCCUUAAGAUCAAGUGUAAGAGUAUAUGCAUCUGCGAAGUUCAUCCGAACUGUUCCCUCCUUCCAAUGGACGAGACAACAAGGAACAGUAUUUUAUAUUAUCAUAACCAAAUCCGUGAUAUCCAGAGUACAGGUGAGCCACAGGCUGCAGGUUUGACAAUUUUGGAGUACGAUAACGAGCUUGAAAUGAUAUCCAACUGUUGGGCAGGACGGUGUAGCAACGAAUAUUCCGACUGCUUCAUGACGCCAAAAUUCAACGAGACGUCUCAGUCAGUUGUACAAUUUAUUUUAGAAGGUGGAGAGACUCCCAGUACAUUCCUGUGGAUGCACAUGAUGAGCUAUUGGCUCAAACAGGCGAGCUCCAUUUCAGUCGAAUCAUUCAAUUCACUACCAAUAGGAAAGAAAUAUGAAUUCGUUCAUAAUUUUGCGCAGGUGAUGAGCGAUCAAAUCCUUUACAUUGGUUGUGCUUGGAGUAUCACGGAUAAUUUAUUGACUUUUGUCUGCACUUACGGACCAAGAGGUCCUAAUCCAACAGAAAGGAUUUAUAAAAUUGGUAACUUCUGUUCGAUGUGUCCUGAAAACUACUACUGCGAUAAUCUGAAACCAUUCAAACGGCUGUGUAAGAGAAAAAAAGAGGUAACAGUGAAAAAAGUGCAAGUAACUACUAAGUCAUCGACAACCAGAGAAAGAACAAGAUCACCUUCAACUCGGAGCACUGGAAAAACUACGGAAAAGAUUUCGAUAAUUCCCUCAUAUAAGUCUGGAGGUGAUUACAUAGACCAUACAGUUGAAGAAAAAUCAUCUUCUGAAUCAAUGAAAAUUGAUACCCCCAUCACAACAAUAUCAGAAACACCCACAUCAGCAUUAACAUCGGCACCAACAAUAACAUCAACAACAGCAACAAUAACAUCAACAACCAUCUCUUAUUUAACACAGCCAAUGCUUCCGCCAUCUUUUCAGAGUACCUAUCAAAAUGAACGAAAUGAUUAUCACAUAUUUUUUUUGACAACUACUCCUCCAGACAUUCCUCCUUUUUUGCAAACGUUUCCGCAUCAAAUAGAUAAACCCUCUCUUUUCGAUCCUAGGGUUUUGGAAGAGUCAUAUCACACAACACCAAAAAAAAGCCAUAAUUUUAUUUAUUGGGAUUCUCAGCAGCCUAAUCUGAACACAGAACCGGCUUCACCUCAAAAAAGACCUCUUUUACCAAAACCUCAUUUACCGAAGGUCAUAACCACAUUGAGUUCCCUUUAUUUCCCAACAAAGAAGUAUCAUGAAUUUUCAGAGCCAGGAUCAGUAUAUCGAGUUCUUCCUCUACCUCCCCCUCUUCCUCCUCCCCCUCAAUUCGAAAGAGAUUCAGGAGUUUCGAAGCCCCUAUAUCCUCCACCACAACCACCUACUCACCUUGAACCAAUUUCACCACAAGGAGCUUUGACUUAUUCUCCAUCACCAAUAACUAAUGAUAUGGUAAAACCAGGCCUAACAACUCCUUGUUCAGUUGAUAAAAAUACAGGGGUUUUGAAACCUUUAUAUCCUCCACCACAACCACCUACACACCUUGAACCAAUUCCACCACAAGGAGCUUUGACUUAUUCUCCGUCACCAAUAACUAAUGAUAUGGUAAAACCAAGUCUAACACCUCCUACUACAUUUGAUAAAAAUACAGGGUUUUCGAAACCAUUCAAUCCUUCACCACAACCACCCACACAAGGAGCUUUGACUCAUUCUCCGUCACCAAUAACAUACUUCCCACCACCAUCACCAAUAACAUACUUUCCACCGAUAACACAUGAUAUGAUAGAACCAAGUCCAACUCCUUUCACUUCACAACAACCACCCAUAUCCCGUGAACCAGUUUUACCACAAGGAUCUUCAACUUAUUCUCCAUCUCUGAUAACUGUUGAUAUAGUAGAACCAAGUUCAACUCCAGUGACGGAUGAUUUAGGCAAGAAGAAGAGUGGGGGGAAUGCUGAUAGUGAUUCUAAGGAAGAAGAGAAUUCUACUUUGCCCUUAGUGACAUUUUUGUGUGUUGGACUGGUUUUUUUAAUUGUAGGAUUAGGUCUCUUUUUUUUGAUAAUGUAUACCUUGAGAAUGACUACUAUUUGUGCGACCAUACUCACUGAGGAAUCUAUAAGAGGAAACAUCUUGCUCGUAAUGAGGUUGCGUAUCAAAAGUCCUCUCAGUGGGAGGGGGUGGAAUAAUGGGAGGCCUUUGUCGGGAUUGGUGGAGGCUGAAAUUGAGGUGGGGGUAGAGAUAGUGGAGGCUGAAAUUGAGGCGGAGGAGGAUACGGUGGAGGAUAUGGCGGAUAAUGUGGCAUGUAGGGAUCUGCAGGCUGGAAAAAUGGUUUCGGAAUUCUUGGAAGUGGUGGAGGUUGUGGUAUAUAUUGAAGAAACUGUUGGGGCGCUGAAGAAGUUAACAAUGGAGGUACUGGCAACAAUGGAGGUGCUGGCACAGGAGGUGGAGGUACGUCUUGAUGGAAUGUUGGUCGAUGCGGCAUGGGAGGUAUGGCAGGAGGUUGUGAGAACUCCUGCACCUUGUAUUCUGGAGGUAGUUGAGGAAGCGUUGGAGCAGCCCUCCUUUGUCCCUUAUUGUUCCUCCAAAGACAUCUGUAAAAUCGAUUGCUCUUGUUAUACCAGAGUCAAUUGCACAGUCCUUCAAAUGGAAGACAGUGUCAGAAAUCACAUCGUGUAUUUCAUGAACGACUUGAGGGAUAUUGAAAGUAAAGGAGACCCAACACCUUCUGGAAUUCCUAUCCUACAGUAUGAUCUCCAGUUAGAAGAAAUUUCGAUGUGUUGGGCUUCACAAUGUAUAUACGAUCAUUCCGACUGUUUUGCAACACCCCUUUUUAACGAAACCUCGCAAAGUGUUGGUCUAAUGCCACUCAGAAAAGGCGAUACGCCUAUAGUCUUAUGGAACAAUAUGUUGGUUAAAUGGCUUGGUGGUGUAGAUAUUCUGAAUGCAGAAAUAAUGACCAGUUUACCUGAAGGCGAGAAAGGUGAAGAGAUGUACAACUACGCUCAGCUUCUCAGUGACAAGAUACAAUACAUUGGUUGUGCCUGGGCACUCUACAAUAAUUCUAUUGUAUACGUAUGUACCUUCGCACCAAAGGGACCCUCCCAAGGCGAUUACAUUUGCAAAACUGGCGUAUCAUGCUCCCAAUGUCCAGCUGGUCACUAUGAGAUGCUUCGGGUUUUACACUUCCUUAUUGGUUUGCUUAUAUUCUUCAGAAGAAACUUUGCUCAAUAUACAAUGAAACCAAGUUUCGAACCUUACUGUGUAAUGGGUGAUGUAAUGUGCAGUAUUAUUUGUGAAUGUAGAGUGUCAAAUUCUUGCACGAUUCUACCUAUGGACAACGAAAUUAGGUCAAAGAUUCUAUUUUCUCUUAAUCAAGUUAGAAACAGCCAAGGCAAUAGAAAACAUCAACCUUCCGGAUUAUCUAUUCUCCAGUACGAUCUUAAUUUGGAAGAACUGUCAAUGUGUUGGGCUGCUUUUUGUGACAACGGUGUCACUGACUGCUUGAGGACACCAAAUUUUCCCGAUUCUUCGCAGACAAGUGGUCAGAGGUCUAUGAAAGGAAAAUAUCCAACAAUAGACCUUUGGCAGGAUCUUAUAAGUUUUUGGUCUAAAGGAAUAGACAGUUUUAAUACAAGUGCCCUCGUUAAGAUCCCUAGCAAUGAUGUUGGUUUCAAAUUCCACAAUUUAGCUCAAAUCUUGAGCGAUAAAGUUCUGUUCGUUGGUUGUGCUUGGAGUACAUCGAAUGACAUCAUUACUUUUAUAUGUACAUAUGCACCAAGAGGGCCCUUAGAUGGAGAAGAGAUAUACAAAGUGGGACGAAAAUGUUCAAGAUGCCCCAAAGGAUAUGCUUGCAAUUACGAAAAGCCAUUCUCUAAUUUGUGUAAGCUCAACUUGGCUCAUGAAUCUAACGCAACACUCUCGAAAUAUAAGCGGAUGAACUUAACCGAUGCUAGAUCAGCUCGUAAUAAAGUAAAGAAAACGAAAAUAAUCUCAGUAGUUCUAACUAUUAUUAUUGUAGGUAUUGUAUUUUGUAUUUUUUUAUCAUUAGUAUUUUUAGUUGCUUAUUAUAUUAUGUAUUGGUAGUUGAUCUAAAAGAAUAUAUUAUAGAAUGUUAUAGAUA
Molecule: messenger RNA, 4306 nt
Organism: Harmonia axyridis
Lineage: Eukaryota; Metazoa; Arthropoda; Insecta; Coleoptera; Coccinellidae
Exons: 5
Coding region: 76-4269 (1397 amino acids)
Source: RefSeq, a predicted model, not a curated record